Aegilops tauschii subsp. strangulata is the source of this 846-nucleotide messenger RNA. Its product is annotated as mitochondrial metalloendopeptidase OMA1-like. The record is from RefSeq and is a predicted model, not a curated record. Gene Ontology annotation, cellular component: membrane. Gene Ontology annotation, molecular function: metalloendopeptidase activity. Lineage: Eukaryota; Viridiplantae; Streptophyta; Magnoliopsida; Poales; Poaceae.
AUGAACUUCCUGAAAAACUCGCGCUCCGUCUUCUCCCGGCUCAAGACUGUCCGGCGAUACUCAAACCUGGCGCAGCCUCAGCCGGCGCGUCCCAGGGUCCUAGACUCGGUCCGAGGGCUCUUCUCCGGCCACGCCAAGCCUGUCGCCGCCUCUCAAACCGCCGCGCAGGCACAGCCCCAAGAAGCAGGGCUCUUCUUCCCGUGGGGCUUGAUCUUCUUUUUCCUCACCUGCAACCGCGAGAAGGUGCCGUGCACCAACCGCGCCCACUGGGUCUUCCUCUCGCCGUCGUGUCACGCCUUGAUGGGGAACAUCAUGUUCGAGAAGAUCGAGGAGAAACGCGGGCCGGCCAUCCUUGGCCCGUCUGACCCCAACACCGUCCGUGUCCGGCAAAUCGCCUCCGGUAUUAUCCGCGCAGCCCAUGACCUCUUCCCCCGCGGCGACGAUGACCACGAUGAUAAGCAGGAGACGCCGGAGCGCCAUGACUUCAAGUGGGAGGUGGUCAUCGUCAAUGAUGGCAAAGCUAAGGCGUACAGCUUGCCCAAUGGUAAGAUUGUAGUCUACACGGGAUUGCUGAACUGCCUAAAGACCGAUGCUGAAAUUGCCGCCCUUAUUGCACAUGAGGCCGGACACGUUGUUGCAAACCAUGACAUGGAGUUCUCAAGGAUCCUUCCGUUCUUUGACACACUAGCCCCGCAAAGGAAUGAGAUGGAGGCGGAUCUCAUCGGGCUGAAGCUACUUGCAGCCGCUGGUUUUGAUACACACGUAGCCCAUGGGGUCUAUGAGACGUUCGGGCAGAUCGGAGGAAACUGGUGGUCCCGAUUUCAUCCUUGGUGUAAGAAAGAAUAA